Molecule: messenger RNA, 3659 nt
Organism: Biomphalaria glabrata
Lineage: Eukaryota; Metazoa; Mollusca; Gastropoda; Planorbidae
Product: cytochrome P450 3A24-like
Exons: 4
Coding region: 166-1650 (494 amino acids)
Molecular function (GO): iron ion binding; steroid hydroxylase activity; heme binding
Source: RefSeq, a predicted model, not a curated record
UUUAAACUCAGCACUAAGGCAAGCUCUGCAUUGGCUAGCCUAAAAUGUAGAUCAAGCCAGGCGAACUGAGAAACUAUAAAUAAUGUGACUUAAUUCACACUCACACUAGUGUGCCUACUGGGGUAACUCAAGCAGAGCGAGAAUAACUACACACUUCACACGGCCAUGAUCACUCUUGCACUUAUUGGGACUGUAGUUCUACUAGCAGUCUUUGCCUUCUACAAAUACAUGACCGCCAAUCAUGGAGUCUUCAAGAAAAUGGGCAUUGAACAUCCGCCGACUUCAUGGUUCUUCGGGAACUUUAACCUGGCCAUAAAGUAUGGCGUCUUUGAAGCUCAGAAGAUCUUCUACAAUAAAUACAGAGAUAAAAAGGUGUAUGGCUGGUAUGAUUCUAGAAAACCAGUCAUGGUUGUCAGAGAUCUGGACAUGAUUAAGGACAUUUUUGUUAAGAACUUUGCCAGCUUUACUGACCGGUACACUCUCUUUGAUUUCAACAAGCCAUUCCGCGACAACCUGCUGAACCUGAGAGGGGAACAUUGGAAGCACGUCCGUAACAUUGUCACCCCCACGUUCAGUUCCGGUCGUAUCAAGAAGAUGACGUCACACAUUCACAAAAACACAAAAGUCUUUCUAGAAAACAUUCAACAAAUGUAUGAAACUGGUCAGGAAGUGGAGCUGCGUGACCUCAGUGCGGCCUUCACCUUGGACGUCAUCGCUAGCACCGGAUUCGGUCUGGAGAUUAAUACCCUGAAAAAUCCCCAAAAUAAAUUUGCUACAGAGGCACAGAAAGUCAUCAACCCAAAUCCUGUACUUUUUACAUUUGUUCUAUUUAUACCGGAACUAAGCAAGUUCUUUUCGACAUUGGGUUUUCCUAUCGUCCCGCAAAAGUCUUUGGACUACUUCGCCCAGGUAGUGGAUCAGAUUAUAGAAGAAAGAAAAAGAGAUGGACUCCAUGGAAAAGUCAACGACUUUCUAGAUCUCUUAAUGAAUGCAGAGAAGGACGAAGAACAAAUGGAACAGAGGGAAUUAACAAGAUCAGAGUUACAUGCUCAGGCUCUACUAUUUAUUUUUGCUGGCUUCGACACAACGGCUACAGUUUUAUCAUUUACUUUGUUCUUCCUGGCCAUGAACCCGGAAGUUCUAAAGAAGGCUCAGCAGGAAGUGGAUGCCAAAUGUGGACAGGGUCUGCCAAAUUACGAUACGGCUCAAGCAUUGACCUACCUUGAUAUGUGCAUCAAUGAAUCUAUAAGAGUCGCCAGUCCGGCCAUAUUCAUCAAUAGGAGAUGUGUCCAGGACACCAACAUUCAAGGUAUUCACAUCCCAAAAGACAUGAUCAUCCUCAUACCUAUCUGUGCUAUACACUCUGACCCGGAAAUAUACCCUGAUCCUGACAAGUUCGAUCCUGAACGGUUCAAUUCUGAAAACAAAGCCUCAAGACAUCCCUACGCUCAUUUGCCUUUCGGCCAGGGGCCAAGAAAUUGUAUCGGGAUGAGGCUGGCACUGUUGGAACUGAAGAUUGUCAUGGCAGCCAUAUUACAGAAGUUUUCCCCUGUACCUUGCAGUAAAACAGUCUAUCCAAUCAAAUUAAGUAAAGUACAGCCCAGAGCGCAGGAUGGAUUGUGGGUAAAGUUUGAACAAAGAAAGAAGUAAUUGAAAAGUACUGAGGAAUUGAUCUUUAGUAUGCCCGUUUUUAUGUUUUGGCGCAUUGACUUUAAGAAGAAAGGGAGUUAUUGAAAGUAAUUGAUAAAAAUGAUUAAUAUCAUUAAGGAUAUUGGUCUUAUAAUUACGCUUGUUACAAAACAAAAGAUUAUUAUAAUAACGUGUGAACUGUACAUUAGAAGAGCAGUUUUACUUAAUCAUUAAUUAGAUUAUUUCAGUUACAUUUUUAUUCAAUGAUUAAAUUGCCAAGGAAACAAAAGAGCUAGUGUAUCUGUUUUUUUUUGUGACUGUUUCAUGUUGAAGUGAUAGAUGUAUUGUUAUCCUAAAUGUGAUGGUCAAAUGUUGAAAUGGUGCCCCGAAAAUGUUAAUGUUUAUAUAAAAAUUAUGCUACCUUUUUUUAACAAUGAUUUUCUAUGAACAUGUGUCCAAGUGGAGUUUGUUUGUAGCUAAUUAUCUCAAUUGCAUCAUUUUGAAUUUUAUGAAGUUUAUUUGUAUUUAAAACGCAUUUACGGUUAAACAUGGCUGAAAUGAUAAAAUAAAAAAUAUAUGCUAAAUGGAUGCGUUGUAUUGGUAAACAUUGAAAUGAUUUUUUUCUAACACUAGAAGUGGACAUUAGUCUUUAUGUUUGUUGUCUAUAUUAAAUGAUCUAGCAUGUGUUUGCAGUGAAAUGUAUUAAGUCAUCUAGGACAGAACUUACGGACUAGUUUCAAAGUUUUCUACUGCUACCGAAACAAUGCAAUCUUUCUGAUUUUCUUAACUCUUUCUCUCCGUAAUUAUUUGUCCACGUUUCGAAGGAAUUCUUCAGUUUGCUCAUUACUAUCUCACUCCCCUGUUAUGAUUAAGACUCAAUAGCUUUGUUGUUUGUUAUCAGAAAACGUUGUAUUUGGUAUAGAAUUGAAGGGAAAUGCCUGCUCUUUUUAUAAAACACAAAGUCAACUUUAUAAAAUUAAACAUUAAUUCAUUUUAAUGAGGUCAAAAUAAACGAUGGUAUCGACGAUCAGGAGAGAAAGAGUUAAGAAAUUUUAGUGUCAAUUUAUUAAUUACUCAAAAAUUAUAUACUGAAUAUCGUAGCUUAAAUUUGCGUCUCUUCCCUUGAGUGCAUGCUAUUUGCAGCUACGAGAACUUACAUUGAUUCUUUUAUUUUGCAUUGUUAAAUAUGAGCAUGUUUAAUAGUCAAUGCUGAGCCCAAAACAAGAAGUUUCCAAGUGACCCUUUUUUUUAAGGCAAGGGAAUAGAACGCGUGCGCAUUACCUGAAACCUAGCUGGAUCAAGAAUGACCAACGUACAUGGUUAAAGAAAUGCAAACUAAGAAAAUACUGAUGAUUUACAGACCAACUGAGAAUCACGCUAAAGUAAUAAAUACAAUUUGUCACAUAUUUAUAACAUUUCAUUGACCAUGUCAAACUCUGCACUCUAUCCAGAAGAAUUGAAGAAAUUAAUUGUAAAUAAAAUAAAUGAAAAAUAGACGAACUCUCAUCCAAAUCACAAGAAAGAUGACGCUUACUAUAAGCUAUCCCGACAAGACCAACGUCUAAUCUUUCGACUCAGGACCGGACACAACAGAAUGCGACAACACAUGUACCGGAAGCUCAAAAUUGGAACCAGUGAAAUCUGCCCAUGUGGAGUAUCACCAGAGAAUGCCAACCAUGUCCUCCAAAACUGCUCUCUUUACCAAAAGGCCCGUAUAAGACAUUGGCCCCAAAUCACCCCAAUAGAAAGAAAACUAUAUGGAGAGCUCCCUGAUUUGGAAACCACUGUGCAGUUCAUCUCAUGUAUUAGUCUAGUCAUCUGAACACUCCAACACAACAAUGAGAAUGAAGAAGAAGAAGAAAAUUGACCAUGUCGAAUUGAUUUCUAUUUUGGCCAAGCACAUUAGAAUUGUAGACUCUAUAUAAAGUUAGUUUUAAUACUUAUGCAAUGUUUACUUUAUACAUCAUAUACAAUGUAUAAUAUAAACUUAUAUUAAAUGUAUAUAUAAAACGAUUUGUGACAAUGACAUU